UGCUCCCUUUUUAACAAUAUUUUGCAGGUAUAUGCAAAUUACUUGUACUUGCCGGCCUGUACGUCAUCAUUGUUAUACUGGUGGUGCCAGUAAACAUGUUUUCAUUUUACAAAUCAUGUAGAUAUAAAUCCCUUGUACACGCUUUUUUCCUUACCAUCGCUGUUAUACUGGUGGUGCCAGUAAACAUAUUAAUAUUUUACCAAUCAUUUCCAGAAUAUGAAUUUCUUUAUUCAACGAAUAGCCGGUUUAACUGUAGAUCAGCUGACCACCACACAGUGUCAAUGGAUCCAAUGCCAGGAGUUACUAUUUGUGGUUCAACACAAAAUAUGUUUAAAUACAAAGGAGUGUAUGUGAACAAAAGUUUCGACUGUUCGGAGAAACGUCUUAACUUUGAUGUUAAAGUUGAAUUGAGAAAGAAAUUUAGAGAUAAGAAAUAUUAUGAAAACAAAAUAUUGUUUGAAAUAGGGUUGACGCAGAGCUCCAUAAGUUCAAAUUAUAUGCAAGACAUGUAUGAUGGAAAGAUAUGGUCAGUUACAGCAUUUGUCUGUGAAAACGAACAUGGUAUAUGUUUCCGCGAAAGGAAUGAUUUCCCGCCAAAUAUUGUAAGUCAUACAUACAAUUUUGGUGGGAGUUUACUUAAUACCAAUGUAGACCUCUCUGUGGACUGUCAUGAUGAUCAACCUCAGACAGAAAAUAUGGUUAUUCCAGUUUUUGCAUUGUAUGAACCAGAUAUUAUCACUAUUUCAAUGACAAUAAACUCCGAAACGGACUUUCUUGGUUUUAAUGGCUCUACACUUCAUCGCCAUCUUGACUUAUCACCUGACAAUAAGACCGUUUCCAACACACCUGUAGAAAUGUUUGCGGGUGUAAAGAAGACAAAAUCGCCGUAUGCUGUUCUAAAGUUUAUUGAAAAUACGAAAUAUUUACAUCACAUUGUUGACUUAGAUAUAGACUAUCAACAAUAUGUUGAAAUUACCGAGGACCUGUUUGAACUAAAAAUAGGACAAAUUGAGACAAAGUACAGAGUUGUUGGCCACUUUACUGCUGAAGUUUGUCCGAUUGAUAAGGGUAUACAAUCUGUAUUAUCACGGUUUUGUUUUUUCACUGACGACACUAAGUUCCAACCUAGUGUGGUUUAUGGCAAUCAUCUCACACUUGACCUUCGCUACAAUUUUGAAAUGAAUAUGAUAACUGUGAAAAUAAUGGCCGACGAAAUUGAAGGACACCACACUUUCAUUUUUAGGCCUGAGAAACAACUCCAUGGCAACGAUGUGAUAGGUCAAUUUAUAGUCCUUGAUAAUGUUUCAGUAUAUAAUAUGAAAGUUUCGUGUAAAAACGCGUACAAUUAUAGAUUAAUAUCAUCUCUAUUUCGAUUUGUGGGGAAAAUUUUAUAUUUGAUCACUGACCCUUGUUUUUCAUUCUUUAUGGAGAUUUUCAAUUUCUUUUACAGAUUGUACAGCCUUACAUCUAGAUAUGGUUUAACCAUUGUAGUUGUCAUAAUUCUAUCUUGUCCAUUUUGUUAUUCCAGAAUUCGGCCAUGGGAUGACCAAUAUAUAUGAGUUUUAAAAAGUUAUAAAAUAUCAAUGGGACAAACGAAAACAUUAAGUCGAUGACAGAUACCCCAAGGGUUAACCGUAGUUUAGUAAUAUGUCAUCUGGUCAUAUCCCAUUCUUCUGUUAAACAAGUAUACAAUUAAACAUGUUUUAACAGAUUGUAUUUAUUUUUCCGAUAUUUGGAGAAAACAUUUCAAUGUAAUAAUUUGUAUGAUUUAUUUAAUAUUAUUCCUGUUCAAACAAUUGUUUCAUUUUUAAAAGAAAUUAGAAUAUAUUCCAGAUUGUAAACAAGUUGUAAUUAUAAGUUUAAAAUGAUUUUUAACUUUUUAUCACAAUAUCUUAAUGUUGAGUUUUAUUUGUAAAUAAGUAAUUUCGCUUUAAACUAAAGUUUAGGUAAAUUGUAAGACUUUUUGUCUGCUUUUUAAAAUGUCUUUCUUAUAAUAUUUGAAAUAGCUUUCGCCGCGAUAUAGCCUUUUUGUGCUGAUGCAGCGUAAAACUAUCAAUCAGUCGACUGUUAAACUCACAUUUUAGAGGAGCGGCCAUUACACUGUACGGGAUGCAUAAAUACACAGACACGUCUAGUAAGAAUUAGGAAGUUAAAUCCGAUGCCUCCUGGAGAGAGAGAGAGAGAGAGAGAGAGAGAGAGAGAGAGAGAGAGAGAGAGCCAUUCUCUCUGUUUGAGAUUUCGGGAAACGUAAAAAAUAUACAAUGACCACAGUUAGCAAAUACACUUUGAAACAAUCAAUUGCAGUGUUAGUUACGCAAAACAUCCUACAUUGCAAUAAAAUCGACAAAUUUGUGUGAUAUUUGAACCUUUAUUGUUGCUUUUAGAAAUUAACCUCAUAACGGCUGUAAGAUGUUAAAGCUUGCAUCACGAUUUAGCUUAUUUGAGUCCUGUUUGAAAUAUAAACCUCGAACUAUAGUAACGUGAAUAGUUACAGCUCAUUCCGAUAAACGUUAGUUUAAUUUUUAAGGUUGACAAACGAUAGCACUACACAUAUAGCACUGUUAAUCAUUCCUCUGUUAUAAAGCCUAAAUAUGCAAUUUGAAGCAAACAUUAAACAUUGGCUUCAAGAAAACUAAAAAUACAACCAAAAGAGUCUAAACAGGAUAAAGAAAUUACGUCAAAGAUUAACGGGGAUUUGCAACGUAAAAAAAUCAUGAAGUCAAUUGAUAUAAACAUUUUUUCAGUCAACCUUAAGUUAUUGUUUAUCUAAUAGAUAUAAGAAGAUGUGGUAUGAGUGCCAAUAAGACAACCCUCCAUAACCCGUUUCUUUCCUGCAGUAAAUUAAUAAUAAUUCAAACGGUUCAGUAGAAUAAUGAAUAAAUCGCAGAUGUUAACAGUUGAAAGUUUUGUUGAAUACUUAAUGAAACAAGCAAGUUGACUUACAAUUUGGAGGCUGGGCCGUUUAUUGUACUUUGGAAUUGGAAAUUAGACAAUGUAAAUUCAAGUGACUGUUUAUAUUCAAAUAUUAUUUCUGACAUUUUGCUUUUAAUUUUACUUACAAUUUGAGUAAAUGAUGCAUGAUAUUUGUUUCAAUUUGUUAAUAAUCCAAUGAUGUUUACAAUAAAAUAUGUUUUCGUU
This is a messenger RNA of Mytilus californianus (California mussel), 3138 nucleotides long. RefSeq lists its product as uncharacterized. The transcript has 3 exons. NCBI's taxonomy places the organism in Eukaryota, Metazoa, Mollusca, Bivalvia, Mytilida, Mytilidae. The record is from RefSeq and is a predicted model, not a curated record. Bases 96 to 1559 code for a protein of 487 amino acids.